AUGCACACCAACCCGUCUCCUACCAUCUCAGCUGCUACAACCAAUGCAUCGAUUGGCACUCUCGAGCCUUCCCCCACCGAUAACGUACCAUUUAACACCCCUUCGGCCUUCCGUUCAACAACUCUCGAUCCCGCCCCUACGGCAUCAUCACCAGCCUCAACACCGACCGCAGCACCCGUGGAUCAACUAGAAACCGGCGUCAAGAUCGGCAUUGGCGUCCUGGCUGGCUUCCUUGGUUUAAUAUUGAUCGCCGUCCUUGUGGAAGCAUGCUAUUUGCGCCGGAGGCGCAGGGAGAAAGCUUUGCAGCGAGCGGUGCAAGAAGUAGAAAGCGGGGAGAGGGCGGAGAUGGCAUUGGCGAACCUAAAGGGCAGCGAGGAGAUUGUCGUGCUGGAAAGCCGGACUGCGAUUGUUUACGACCAGAAACACGCUUUCGCGACCCCGCGUCAGCCUCGCACCGCCGAAGAAGUGGCCGAGCAGGUGGUCCAAGCAUUGAUCCACGCAGACAAAGGCGGUGCACACCUCAAGCGCGCUCUCGACGACAUCGUUGGCGGGUACGGCUGGACCGAGAAAGUCGCGGAGUGGGCGCUAGCGAAGCUAGAACAAGCCCUCGGCGAGGCGGAGAAGCUCCAAGGCCCGCUCAAAGAAGCAUACAUCAAGGCCUGUGACGCUGCAGUCGCGGUCGAAGGGUUCGUCAAGGAGCACCCGGUGUUCGUGACCGUGAUUGCUGUGGGUGUUCUCGUCACCAUCGCGCCGUGGGUGCUUGAAGUCCUGGGUUUCGCCGAGCUCGGACCCGUUGAAGAUGCAUGGACUCGUCAAGAAUAUUUGGGAAGUCAGCUGAAGAAGACCUUGGCAUCUAUGUUCGACAAUUGCAUGAUCUUCAACUUUACUGCAGAUGUAGUCAAUGCGAUGCAAAGCUUUACAUGGACUACUGCAGCACUACAAUUCCAAUUAAACUCUUUCCCGAUUGCACUACGUACCAAGCUGCACCAAACGGAGUCACUGACCCAUCACACAGUAAAAGUCGACUCUGCCUACUACUACUAUGGUACAUCCCUCCUUGCCGCCCAAAUCACCACCGUGACCUCGCUUUCCACCUCUUUCGCUCAAUGCCCCGUCUUCUUCGGCCGACGCGAUACUUCCGGCGUUCUAGGCUUCAUCGUUCCUUCCAAUUCCUCCCUCUCCAUUUUCAGUACGCCCGAGGAAAUCGCACAAGGCGCAGAUCCCAUCUUGACGACGUCCUUUGCUUCAACGCCAUGGACAAUCAGCGACAUCCACUUCACAGCCAGUGACGCCGUGUUCGCUCACUUGCAACCGCAAGGCAUCGAUACAGAGACUAGUACGAAUAUCAAAUUCUCUUCCCUCCAGCACCUCCAAAACUUCCUCGAGGUCACCUCCCAGCACCAGGACGACCUCUCCGAUGGGAUAAAACGCACCAUUUUCACAUCAACACGCAGCACGACCAACACCGCAACCCUGACCACCCUCUCUCCAAAAGGUCAAGUCAAGACUCUCGCCACAGACCGCCGCUUCGCCCGCGCCGCGGGCCGCGAUCCCGAUCACAGUACUAGUAUACCGCAGCCCGUCCCAUUCCUUGGAGAAACCGCCAUCACGAAGAUCGCAGCGGGGGGCCUGUAUACAGCUGCGCUCGCCGACGACGGGGAGUUGUAUCUAUGGGGCCAGGCGGCAGCGGGUUCGCCGGGGGAGUUGCACUGUUUGGCAAAGGAAGGCGAGGACGACGAUGAGUAUGUGCGGACUGUGGAUGCCGGAAAGGACGUAAGGGUUGUUGAUGUUGCGGUUGGGGCUGCGUAUGUGCUUGUUGCUGUAGAAAGCGAGGGAAAGCGGGAGGUGUGGGGUGCGGGGGACAAUCAGUAUGGUGCGUUGGGGUUGGGCGCGGCCAUGGAUGGGAGGGAGUUUGUCGAGGUUUUCGUGCCGGUGAAGGCGCUGGAGGGUAAGCGGGUCAAGCAAAUGGUCUGCGCGGGGAUGUCAAGCUUCGUGGUGGUAGAUGCUGACAACUAA
This is a messenger RNA of Didymosphaeria variabile, 2016 nucleotides long. RefSeq lists its product as uncharacterized. Bases 1 to 2016 code for a protein of 671 amino acids. The transcript has 3 exons. The record is from RefSeq and is a predicted model, not a curated record. Lineage: Eukaryota; Fungi; Ascomycota; Dothideomycetes; Pleosporales; Didymosphaeriaceae.